GAAGCAAGACUAAAGGAAAACAACACAAACUUUAAAUUUUUCUUGUUUCUUGGGCUAUUAUCUUGAUUAUGAAUAAACUGGUGAACAGCGUGUGUUGUAGGCUAUGGAGACAGACCGCGCAAUCACAAAAUCUCUAGUAACAAACUUCGAAAGGCUCUGAACACAUCUGUUCUUUAGUCUGCCCCAUGAAUCUCUACAGGAUUUUAUUCCGACAACUGUGUAUGUACAUAAAAAGGUUUGGGAUCAGAGAAUAUCGCUAUGCUGUACACGCCCAUCAGAGGAAGAACAAUUCGAAGGGAUGAAACGACUCACUAUUCUCCUCCGACAUAACGCGAUCCACAGUUUCCUAACGCUUCUUCUUCUCGUCUGCUGUUGCACCAAAUUGAACGGUGCGAAUCGCACUGUUUGCAAUUUGAUCUACUUUAAAAGCAGAGUCACUGACUACAGCUGGUACGCUGCUUCCGAAUAUUGUGAAAGCAUGGGCGGAGAGUUGGCAAGUAUCGAUACUGAGCAAGUUCAUGAGAUAUUUGUUCGUUAUCAAGACUUCAAUCCCAGCACUUCACUAGACUCGGAGUUCAUUUGGCUAGGGGCAUUCGGCCUUUUGGACGAUAUGAAAUGGACCAAUGGAAAGUUAGUGGUCGAUGGAUACCAAAACUGGGUAGCCGAUAACUCACCCGAGGACAAAAUGUGCGUUUCCAUUGACGCCAGGGUAGGUCUUUGGCAGAGUUCGGACUGCAACGGAGCCGCAGGGGUAGCCUAUUGUGAGAAAUGUGUAGUUAAAGAUUGUACGCAUGUUCAUUGUUCAUUCAUAUGCAUCUGUCGGAACGCUGUGUCAUGCGUGAAUGUGUCCUCAUCGUGUUCAGAAGGAUGCGUGCUGGCCGCGCUAAGCAAUAUUACCAAACUGGAUUGUUCAAGCCAUAGAUAUGGGCAGUCUUGCGAAAGUCAAUGCUUCUGUGAUCAAGAAGCCCCAUGUGACAGCACUCUUGGUCGUUGCCCAGGUAAUUGUCUUAAGGGCUGGCAUGGAUCCAACUGCGAUGAGACGUCUUGUCCUCAUAAAAAAUGGGGUCCUAACUGUGAACUUAAUUGUUUCUGUCGAAAUAGCCUUCAAUGUAACGAGGCGACUGGUGAAUGUUCGGAUGGGUGCAUAGAUGGUGUCAGCGGCGUCUCAUGCAAUAAGAGUCUAAUGUGUGCCGCUAACAGUUGGGGAGAGGAGUGUUCAAAAGCAUGCCACUGCGGUGGAAACGGUCACUGCAACUCUAAAACAGGACAAUGUUUAGACGAGACAGCGGAAUGCAAUCACGAGUUUCAAGGUUUGUCUUGUAGUGAGAGUGGGAAAAAUGCUUGCCCUUUGAAUACCUGGGGCUCGGCGUGCCAAUAUUCGUGUUUUUGUAAGGAUGUUCUGCCCUGUUAUCGCUCUAACGGCAAUUGUACAAAUGGAUGUCAGGACGGCGUGAAGGGCUCAGCUUGUAAUGAAACAAUCAGUAACUGUCCUCUGAAUCGGUAUGGGCUAGAGUGCCAGUUUGCCUGCCAUUGUGCUGAAAGCCGUCAAUGUCACCCGGAGACGGGCUUCUGCCUGACUAAAAACCAAACCUGUGACGAAGGAUGGCAAGGUGAAAGGUGCAGCAACACAGCGUGUCAAUUGUACUACUUUGGACCUGGCUGCCAAUAUGUCUGCAAUUGUGCUAAUAACAACCAAUGCCCCAUUGAUAUCGGUAUUUGUCCUGAUGGCAAAUGCAUAAGUGGUUGGACUGGUAUCUCGUGUAACGAAAGCGAAUGUGGCGAAGGACUGUAUGGCAAAGACUGUGAAGAAAUAUGCGAAUGUCCGCCUGAUGAAUUCUGUAAUAAACUGACCGGUAAGUGUGUGGUGACAGUGGCGACUACUGACAAACAGAAACUAAUGCAAUCCAGUGGAUGGACCACUCGUUUAAGUCUCAACAUUAUAGUUGUAUUGAUAUGGCUUAUAGUUUAUCAACUAACCAAGCUAUUGCUAUUUUUGAUGUAAUUCACUUUUAUUGCUAAUCAAUGAUUUUUUUACUCUUGUAUUUUUGUUGUAAAGCGAUAUCAUAUUAAAACCAACACAAUUUU
Molecule: messenger RNA, 2085 nt
Organism: Biomphalaria glabrata
Lineage: Eukaryota; Metazoa; Mollusca; Gastropoda; Planorbidae
Product: multiple epidermal growth factor-like domains protein 11
Exons: 2
Coding region: 299-2002 (567 amino acids)
Molecular function (GO): scavenger receptor activity
Source: RefSeq, a predicted model, not a curated record